This is a messenger RNA of Nicotiana attenuata, 486 nucleotides long. RefSeq lists its product as uncharacterized. The record is from RefSeq and is a predicted model, not a curated record. Bases 1 to 486 code for a protein of 161 amino acids. Lineage: Eukaryota; Viridiplantae; Streptophyta; Magnoliopsida; Solanales; Solanaceae. The transcript has a single exon.
AUGGGAGAACUGACUUUCUUCCUUGGACUUCAAAUUCAUCAAUUAGAUGAAGGAAUCUUUAUAUGUCAGACAAAGUACAUGAAGGAGCUGAUACAAAAAUUCGAAAUGAGCAAUGCCAAGGCACUUGGGACUCCUAUGAGUCCAACUGUAUCUCUUGACAAAGAUGAGGAAGGAAAACUAGUGGAUGAAUCAAAAUAUCGCACAAUUAUUGGAUCUCUACUUUAUUUAAUUGCUAGACGUCCUGACAUAAUGUUUAGUGUGUGCAGAUGUGCCAAGUUCCAAGCAGCUCCAAAGGAGUCACAUUUAGCAUAUGUGAAACGAAUUAUUAGAUAUCUGAUUGGAACUACAUCACAUGGAUUAUGGUAUCCACGUCUUAAUAAUUUUAAGCUUGAAGGCUUUUCAAAUGCAGAUUUUGCAGGAGAUAAAGAUGACACGAAAAGCACAAGUGGAACAUGUCAACAACUUGGAAAAUCGCUUAUUUUCUAG